AUGUCAAAGUAUGAUCAUCAGAUGAGACAAGGGGGGUAUACAACUCUUAGGAGGAAGUUGAUUGAAGAGAAUGUGAUUUCAAAGGAGGAAAUUCCCCUAAGGUCAGUUAUGUGGUCUAAAGGGCGUGAAAGUAAAGGAGAAUUUAAGGAUGAAGAUGUUGAAAUCAUGGCUGAUAAACUAAUGGAACAUAAGAAGCAAAUAAAAGAAGGACAAGUAAAUGUUGAACCAGGAACGGAUGCCAUGACCUUAGUUUUUGGAAAGGAAAAUGGCGGAUUUUUAAAGGGUGUCGGCACGGUAGUCACUUACAACAGAUAUUUCAAUGUUCCUCGUAGCAAAGGAUCAUCUAAGGAAGAAAUAAAAGAUUUAAAAGUUGCACUGCAUAAUGGAAAACUUAAGCUUGAGAAAAAAGAUGUUGAACUCAAGGCUUUGUCUACAAAGGUUAAUGAACAAGAUCAAACACUAAAGCUAGUUUUGGCUCAUCUUAAUGCAAAAGGAGCUGACUUUCCAAAUCUGUCUCAUACAAUUGGUAUUUCAAGUGAGAAGAUUGUACAGAGUAAUGAAACGUCUCCUGUUAGUCUAAAAAACAAUGAACCUUCAGAACUUGUAACACCAGUUAUUCCAAAACCCAACAAAAAAACUGUUCAAACGAAAUCUGCAACUGCAGCACCUGAUGCAAAAUUGAUUUCCAUGAAAUCUGCAACAGCAAAUACAAAAACCACCAACAAAACUGUUGAGUCUAAGACUACCAAUAUCAAUCAAAACAUACCAAAAGUUUCAUCAAAUAAUCCCAUUCACCAGCCAAUCAAGUGUAGUCUAUCAUAUCCGUAUAAAAGGAACAUCGUUGCCCACGGUACCAUUCACUUGUCAUCAGAAAGAGAAUUCAUUCAUGGAGUUCCUCUACAAGAUGAUUGCUAUAAAGUUUCCAUUGAUGAAGUGGUUGUAAAAACUGCAUUUCUACCCCAUCAAACUGGAGAAUUCAAAUUAGUUGAGGAUGCAUAUAAAAGUUUUGUUCCAUGGCCAAAAUACUUUGUGCACACCGAGUCAGAGGUACCAGAAAUUAUAUCACAUCAAAAAUCAACAAAAAGGAAACCAACUUACAUAUCAUCUAAUGCCCUUACGAAGAAGACAAGGAGCAAUACAAACAAAAAUAAUGCCUAG
This is a messenger RNA of Lactuca saligna, 1158 nucleotides long. The record is from the annotation of a GenBank genome assembly. NCBI's taxonomy places the organism in Eukaryota, Viridiplantae, Streptophyta, Magnoliopsida, Asterales, Asteraceae.